AUGGCUUCGACAGACAGCUCAACUCCUCCUUUGUGUGCUAAGGGUUGCGGUUUCUUUGGCUGUCCAGAGAACAAAAAUCUGUGUUCAAAGUGUUACAAAGAUUACCUCAAAGAGGAGGUGAAACUGUCUGAACUUGUCAUCACCCCAUCAGCUGAUGAUAAGAACCCAGCUGUUGUUUCUGAUGAAAAGUCUCCAACAACUAAUGCUACUGCUACUGCUACUGCUUCUAGUUCGACAAGGAAGACGAGAUGCGAGAACUGCAACAAGAAAGUUGGCUUGACGGGGUUCAAUUGCCGAUGUGGGAAGAUCUUUUGUGGGAUGCAUAGACAUGCUGAAGAGCACUCGUGCACGUUUGAUUUCAAGACUCAUGGUCGACAAGAAAGAAUUGAUGGGUUCACAAGACAACUUGACUCCGGCCUGCUUUGUGUGCUAAGGGUUGCGGCUUCUUUGGCUCUCCAGAGAACCAAAAUCUGUGUUCAGAUUGUUACAAAAACUAUCUCAAAGAAGUGGCAAUUGCUGAGACUGCCAAAGAACUCUCUGAACCUCUCAUCAGUACCCCACCAGCUCAUGAUAAGAGCCCUUAGCAUGAGAAUAGAUGCGAAUGCUGCAACAAGAAAGUUGGAUUGUCGGGGUCCAAGUGCUUCUGUGGGGAUCAUCGAUAUGCCAAGGAACCACUGUUGCAUCUUUGAUUUCAAGACUCUUGAAAGACAAAAUCUGGCUAAACAGUUGGUGGUGAUAAACUUGAUGCUAGAAUCUGAUGUAGUCUUUGAAUUUUCGAAUUAA
This is a messenger RNA of Dovyalis caffra, 783 nucleotides long. Lineage: Eukaryota; Viridiplantae; Streptophyta; Magnoliopsida; Malpighiales; Salicaceae. The record is from the annotation of a GenBank genome assembly.